UGCCUUCUUCAGUCCCAGUCUUUCCAGGCUCCUGGAAGAGGAGGGACAGUACAACAGGGGAGGGACUGGGCAGGGGUCCCAUCGCUGCGCAUCCUGUCCUGGAUUCGACCCGCUGUCACUGUCUCGAAAUCUCCCAUCUCGCUCACUCCAGACUCCAGCCAUGAGCCCACCUUUCAGCUCCGGCAUCUAUGUGAGCCGCGGGGUGACCCUGCUGCUAGCGGGGCUAACGGCAGCGCUCCUGCUGGCCCUAGUGGUUCUAGCUGCCCUGUACGGCAGCUGCGCGCGCGUCCAUCCUUCAGAGCAGCAGGUGAAGAAGUUAUCCCCUCCUAGUGGCCAGGAGCUGGAGCCACCAACCCAGACAUCAGAGGAUGACUGGGAGCCAGAACAGCGACUCCCGCCGGGGCCCUGGAAUCAUCUGCGCCUGCCACCCUGGGUUGUCCCUUUUCAUUACAAUCUGGAGCUGUGGCCCCGGCUGCUGCCCGAUGACCUGUCCAUGUCAAAUUUGACCUUCACGGGUCGCGUAAACAUCACUGUACGAUGCGUAGUGGCCACCUCGAUAUUGUUGCUGCACAGCUACUAUCUGAAUCACAAGCAAGUGGACGUGCGGGGUCCCUUGGACCAGGACACUAGAAACACUUCUGUAGGCCUUGUGCCGGUGGACAGUGUGUGGUUGGCGCUGGAGAAGCAAUACGUGGUGCUGAAUCUGGGACAGCCCUUGCAACCAGGUAGCAGAUAUGAGCUGAAUUUCGAUUUCUCUGGCAAGGUGCCUAAGGAAGGCAUAGAGGGGCUUUUCCAGAAUCUCUACACCGACCAGGAUGAGCUCAGGGGCCUGAUUGCAUCUCAAAUGGAACCAACAUUUGCCAGGAAGGUUUUCCCCUGUUUUGAUGAGCCAGCUUUAAAAGCAACUUUUAAUAUUACAAUCAUUCAUCAUCCUGUGUAUGUGGCUCUUUCCAAUAUGCCACAGCUAGGUCAGUCUGAAAGAACGGACGAGAACGGAAACAGAUGGACUGUCUCCACCUUUCACACCACCCCACUCAUGCCGACUUACUUGGUUGCGCUUGCUAUAUGUGACUUCGACCAUGUCAGCAGAACUGAGAGAGGCAAGGAGAUACGUAUCUGGGCCCCAAAAGAUGACAUUGCUGGUGGAAAAGUAGACUUUGCCGCAAACGUCACAGGUCCCAUCUUCUCAUUCAUGGAAGAUUUGUUUAAUAUCAGUUAUCCGCUCUCAAAAACAGACAUAGUUGUCUUGCCUUCCUUUUACCACAAUGCAAUGGAAAACUGGGGACUCAUGAUAUUUGACGAAGCAUUCAUUUUGAUGGAACCAGAUGAUGAUCCAAUUGAGAAAGGGGCUGCCAUCUUGUCUGUCCUCUCCCAUGAGGUUGGGCACCAGUGGUUUGGAAAUCUGGUGACCAUGACUUGGUGGAACAAUAUCUGGCUCAAUGAGGGCCUUGCAUCUUAUUUUGAACUUGAAAUAGUUAACCACUUCUAUCCUAAACUUUCAAGGAAUGUGAUCUUCUUUUUUCACAUUUUACAUGUUGUCCUCACAGAAGAUCAUGCCCUGAAGUCUAGGGCUGUGUCCACUGAGGUGGGAAACUUCAUGGAAACAAUAGAAAUACGCAAGCUCUUUGACAUGUACUCUUAUAACAAGGGAGCAUGUAUAGCCUGGAUGCUUGCUGGCUUCCUGAACCAGCAUUUGUUUAUCAACGCACUUAAGUCAUAUUUGGAGACAUUUUCGUACUCAAAUACUGAGCAAGAUGAUCUAUGGAGACAUUUUCAAAUGGCCAUAGAUGAGCAGAGUAUAGUUCAUUUGCCAGCAACAGUAAAGAGCAUAAUGGAUAGCUGGACGUACCAGGGUGGCUUUCCAGUCGUUACCUUGAACGUGUCUACAGGCGUCGUGAGACAAGAGCCGUUUUAUCUUGAAAAGCUUGAAAAUCAGACUCUUCUAAGCCACAGUGGCACAUGGAUUAUCCCUAUUUUUUGGAUGAAAAAUGGAACCACCCAGCCUUUAGUCUGGCUAGAUAAAAGCAGCAUGGUAUUCCCUGGGAUGCAACUUUCAGAUUCUGACAGUGACUGGGUGAGCUUAAACUUCAACAUGACUGGGUACUACAGAGUUAAUUAUGACAAGUUAGGCUGGAAGAAGCUAAGUCAACAGCUUGAAAGGGAUCACAAGGCCAUUCCUGUCAUCCACAGGCUGCAGCUGGUGAGCGACGCUUUCACCUUGUCUAAAAACAAUUAUCUUGAGAUUGAGACAGCACUUGAUUUAACCAAGUACCUUGCUGAAGAAGAUGAAGUCCUAGUGUGGUUUGAAGUCUUGGUGCACUUGAUAGACAGGGAAGUUAUUUAUGAUAUGAACAACCAGGCUUUCUACCAAUUAUUGAAGAAGUAUUUACUAAGGAGACUUAACCCAAUAUGGAACACUUAUUCAGCUAUAAUUCGAGAAAAUAUGGCAGCAUUACAAGACAAUUAUUUAGCUCUACUCUCAAUGGAAAAACUUUAUGAAAGCGCCUGUUGGUUGGGUCUUGAAGACUGCCUCCAGCUGUCCAGAGAGCUCUUCAGAAAGUGGAUGGCUAAUCCAGAGGACACAAUACUUUAUCAAAUUGAAAAAGUGGUUUUAUGCAAUGGCAUUGCCUUGGGAAGCUAUGAGGAGUGGGAGUUUUUGUUAAAUUUUUACAUCAAUAAAACAGAGACAGAGGAAGACUUCGAUCUUGUUUUUGCAAUGGCCUGCAGUAAAGAUCCAUGGAUUCUUAACAGAUUUAUGGAGCUUGACAUCACUGGGUCUCUAUCUUAUUUUAAUAACACAAGUGUAAUAGAAAUUGUGGCAGACUCUGAAGUUGGCCGUCUCGUUGCAAAGGACUUUCUAAUGAACAACUGGGAAGCUGUGAGUAAAAGCUAUGGAUCACACUUUGUGGACAUCCUAGUGUUUGUCUUAGGGAGGACUGUAAGUACAGAUCUACAGGUUAUGGAGCUGCAGCAUUUCCUCAGCAGUGUGUUGGAGGAACACCAGAAGGUAAAGGCUCUUGCCAAAUUACAGGCAAUGAAGACGAAGAAUCUGAAAAACAGGAAGAGAUUUGCCAGCAUAGUUGAGUGGCUUCGGAAAAACACAUAAUGUGUGGCCACUUGCAGCAUGCUUCUUGC
Molecule: messenger RNA, 3135 nt
Organism: Acomys russatus (golden spiny mouse)
Lineage: Eukaryota; Metazoa; Chordata; Mammalia; Rodentia; Muridae
Gene: Lvrn
Product: laeverin
Exons: 20
Coding region: 161-3106 (981 amino acids)
Biological process (GO): peptide catabolic process; proteolysis
Cellular component (GO): cytoplasm
Molecular function (GO): peptide binding; zinc ion binding; metalloaminopeptidase activity
Source: RefSeq, a predicted model, not a curated record